Messenger RNA from Eupeodes corollae, 5592 nucleotides. It is a transcript of the gene mop, whose product is annotated as tyrosine-protein phosphatase non-receptor type 23. The transcript is spliced from 10 exons. The record is from RefSeq and is a predicted model, not a curated record. Gene Ontology annotation, cellular component: endosome. Gene Ontology annotation, biological process: endocytic recycling; protein transport to vacuole involved in ubiquitin-dependent protein catabolic process via the multivesicular body sorting pathway; protein dephosphorylation. Gene Ontology annotation, molecular function: protein binding; protein tyrosine phosphatase activity. Lineage: Eukaryota; Metazoa; Arthropoda; Insecta; Diptera; Syrphidae. The coding region runs from base 75 to 5390 and encodes 1771 amino acids.
UAAUCCAUUUUUGUAAUUGAAAUUUUGUACCAAAAUUCGCCUUAAAAAACAUUGAUAAAGAUUUUUUGAACAAAAUGGAAGCAGUUCCAAGGCUUCACAUGCUAUGGUUUGCUUUAAAAACAAGUCCCGAAGGAACGUCAUUUGCAAAUUUAAAAAAGUACAUUGCCGAGUGCUAUCAGGAGGAUCCAGAAGCCUACUCGAAGGAUGUCCACGCCCUGGAAGUUCUGCGGAACUCCUCGAUGCGACCGGCAAAGGAUAUGCAAGGAUGCGCCACACUCAAGCGCUACUACUGUCAACUGCAUUCGCUGGCAAAUCGAUUUCCACAAAUUUCCGAACGUGCUGUCUUCACAUUCACCUGGAAGGAUCUCUACCAGAGUAAUGUCAGCGAGGUGACAAAUCUUCGUUUUGAAAUGGCAGCGGUUCUGUUCAACAUCGCCUCGUCGCACACCCAAGUUGGGGCGUCGGUGUCGCGCGGCGAUGUCGAUGGCAUGAAACUCGCCUGCACACAUUUCCAAUGCGCCGCGUGGGCAUUCGGCGAGUUGAGGGAAAAGUACUCCGGUGUUAAUGGAAAUGGCGACUUCAUGACACCCGAGUUGUUGGUCUUUAUGCAGCAAGUGUCGUUCGCCCAGGCUCAGGAGUGCAUUCUGGAGAAAUCACUCAUCGACAACAGGAAGCCGAAUAUUGUGGCCAAAGUGACUGCACAAAUUGUGACUUACUAUGGUGCGGCUUUGGCUGCUCUAUUCACGGGAGGGGAUGAUGGCCCCAUCGGUCAGGUCAUCGACAGCAGUGUCUACAAGCUCUGGAGGAAGUAUGUCAAGUUCAAGAUCGCCUAUUUGACUUGUAUUCUAUUCCUGUAUCAAGGACAGCAGGCUGAAGAGCAACAGAAGAUGGGAGAGAGGUUGACAUUGUAUCAGGCCGCUUGGGAAAAGCUAGAAGAAGCUCGUAAGGAAAGCAAAGGUCUUCCAGAUCAAAAGGAAAUAGUGGAAUCACUCACUUUCACGGCAGACGUGGUCGAAGGCAAACGUAAGAACGCCAAAAACGAAAACGAGUUCAUAUACCACGAACCGGUUCCUGAACUUACCGACAUCACCGCAGUCCAGGGAGCGAAUCUUGUAAACGGCAUCGGUUUCAGUAUUACAGAUCCCGAUAUUGCUGGUGAGGAUAUUUUCGGACGCUUGGUCCCGAUGAAAGCCCACGAGGCAAGCUCCAUGUACAGCGAAGAAAAGGCCAAGAUCCUGCGAGAAAUCGGAGCCAAAAUUGAAAAGUCCGACCUUGAGUUGGCCUCGUACAUGAGUUCCCUGACCUUGGAUAAUUUGAAUAUCAGCGAGGAGAAGGCAAAUAAGAUCCCUCAGGGAAUUGUCGAUCGUUGUGCCUCACUGAGUGCCAACAAAGCCGCCAUUCCGGAUCUCAUUGCAUCGAUGUCGCAUCUGGCUGAGAUUUGUGCCGAGGUGGAGACCAAUUUAAAUGAGAUGAAAUCCAUCCUCAGCGAAGAGGAGUUAAAUGAGAAGCAAUUCGCACAGAGCUCUGGAGUGCAACGACCAAACGGACAUCUGACCGAGUUGACAAGGGAGUUCCAAAAGUACUCGGAGGCGCAUCAGAAGGCCGGCGAAAGCAACGACACUCUGCGAAAGGCCAUGGAACUGCAUGUGAACAACUUAAAGAUUCUGUCGAAGCCUCUGCAGGAGAUCCAAUCGAGUGUGCCCAAGUUGACGGGAGAAUUCAACUCCUCCGAGGUGUUCAAGGACCUGAAACUCAUUCUCAACAAAGUCAAUGAAAUGAAAGCCCAACGUGCUCAAUUCCAUGCCGAUCUCCGAAUUGCAGUGAACAACGAUGACAUCACCACGAAGGUUAUUGCCCACGGCAGUGAUGAAGGCCUCCAGACGCUCUUCGCAAAAGAACUCAAGAAGCACGAUAAACAAAUGGAAUUGAUCGAAGCGAAUCUCAAUGCUCAGACAAAUAUUCUUUCAGCUCUUACAGAAUCCUAUGCAAAGGCUGCGCCGGUUUUGAAGACCCUCUCUGAUGUGAAGCACAAGAAGGACAACUUCUUCUCCUCGCUGGCUGCUUCCUAUGAUGUUUAUGAGGAUUUGCUGGGCAAAAGUGCCAAGGGACUGGAAUUCUAUAAAAAGCUUUCGGGUAAUGUCCAGAAAUUGCUGGCCCGAGUUCGGGCUGCAAAGGAUGUGCAAGACGAAGAUCGCCAGCAGAGGAUGAAGAGUAGUGCUGCGGCUGUGGCACCUCCGUCUUCUUAUAAUGUGCCUUUAGCGACGAACUCUGUCAAAUCCAGCAACACUCCAAAGUUGAAGGACUAUCUGAAGGGAAAGGCGGCAACGGGUGGUGGUAGUGAUGCGAGUGCACCGUAUAUUCCAUCGAUUCGCCCGAAUCCCUUGGGUUCAGAAAAUCCAACUGCUGCAACCUGUGGAACAGCUCCUCCUGCUGCAAACCAGUCUUAUCCAUCUCAGGCAGUCGGUCCAAAUGAACCUCCACCGCCGUAUAGCGUGAAUCAGUAUUACGACCCGACGGGCUUUAGCAACCCAAUUUACCACAACACCCCAGCUCCGCCUUAUGAGGCAAAUGUUUACUAUCAGCAGGGCUAUGCUAUGAACUCGUCGGCAAGUGAACCCAUGGACACAACACCUGCUCAGAGUAACUAUGCUUAUCAGUUACCAGGACAACAACAGGCUCCACAAGGAGCUCCAUAUUCGCAGUAUCCAACGCAGGCAGCUUCGCAGAAUGUGGCUUCAACAGCAGCUCCUGCACAGCAUCAGUAUCCAAUUUCACAAAAUUUGCCAUCGGUAGGAGCUGCAGUAGCGGCUGCCCCCACUGGACUACCACCAUCUUAUCAGACAUACCAACAGCAGAGUGUUGCUUCAGCUGGGAGUACUCCGUCGACAGUAACGUCACAAUCGUUUCAGACCUACCAGCAGCAACAGCAGCAAAGUGCUCCAGUUGUUUCACAGUCAUCUUACCAGCAACAAGCUCAACCUAUGCCAUCUGUCCCUAACAAUCCUCAUCUUUACUCACCUUACUCACAGCAGCAACCUGCAUCCAUCCCACAGAACUCCGCAGCCCCGUAUCAGUACCAACCCCAAGUUGAUCCUCCAGCUGCUGCUACUGCUGCUGCUCCUUCCCAGCCUUCGCAGUACUACCAAAACACUUCAUUCCCCGCUCAGUACAACCCAGAACAAACAUUCCAAGAUCCGGCAUAUGGCUCCGAGACACAGCAACAGCAGCAACAACAGCAACAACAGCAACAGCAGCAACAACAGCAACAACAGCAACAACAGCAACAACAGCAACAACAGCAACAACAGCAACAACAGCAACAACAGCAACAGCAGCAACAACAACAGCAACAGCAAUAUCCUCCGCAACCAGUGCCGGUCCUCCAGGGAACCACUCAGGUGGUCUACAGUGCAAUGGCGGUGUCCCAAGCUAGCAGUACUGGACAUUCGUACUCGACUCAUCCUGGUUACAGCUUCAACGCCAGGUCCGGAUCCUACGAGUAUGGAAGUGGCUACCAAGUUGUCCCAUCGACAGGAUUCUAUGGGCAAUAUACAAGCGCGGUAGGACAGACAGGACAGGUCAACAGUUUUACCACAGAUUCGGGCGGCACAAGCAAAAUAAGUGCCCAGGAUCAAGAUCUUGCUGUUGUAUCUCACACGAAACCUCAAGAACAACCAGCAUCAGGGCAAGCAGGUGCCCCUGGAACAGAUCAGAACAAUUCCAGCUACUACCAUCUCCCGUACGGGUAUCAAUCCAACGAUCAAGCAGCUGCAAAUGCCUUUGGGUAUCCGCCGGUGGAUCUGAAGCACUCAACACCAAUGUACACCCCAUCCCAGGCAACGAUUUACAUGCAAAGUCGACAGGCUAAUUCCACUCAAACCACAACCAGCGAUGAGUACGGUCCUGGAGCUACACCCCCGCCAACGGCCUCAGUCACACCUAAACCUGCAGGCGCUGUUGCCCCAGUUGCUCCUCAACCAGGACCCAAGCCGCCAGCACUUGCUGCUCAACCCAAAAAACCAUCAUCGAACAUCGAUCUCCUCACAGACAUAGAUUUUUCAUCUCCCAUCCUACCUGCUCCAUCUCUACAGCCACUGAUUGCCAGCACAGUUACAAAACCGGAAAAUCCGCCAGAGCAAAAGUCUCCCACUAAGCAACAAGCUGUUCUAGCUCCACAGCCAGCAGCGUCGACCGUUGCGGCUACAUCAUCAUCCCCAAUAGCUUUGGAAUCUCCAAUUGAACGAAAAAUGAGCUGUGAUAACCUCUCGAUCUGCUCGGAUCUAAGCUCCUUGGAUCACAAUCUAGAUUGGGACAAUUCUUCGAUUCGCAGCGAUGGCAGUGGAGUGAAAACCACAUCACCCCCACAAGAUCCAUUCUCCGAUCCCAAGACAUUGAAAUACUUCCACAAGGAAGUCGAACGCUUCGAGAAGACCAUCGAGACUUUGAAUGUCCAAAUGCUGAAUGGCAGCACUCCACUGAAGAGCAAAUGGAAGGAAAUACACGAAUUGUUAAAGAAGGAUUCACCAAAGAAGACAACAGCCAUUGCAAAGCUAUUCCCCGAGAAGAAUCGCUCAAACGACUGCAUUCCAUAUGAUCAUGCUCGAGUGGUCCUGGAGACGAGUACCGAUGAUUAUAUUAAUGCUGCUUAUGUUAAGGACCUUGGGCCAGGAUGUCCCAAUUUCAUCAUAGCCCAGACCCCGCAGCAAAACACUCUCAAUGAUUUCUGGUCAAUGAUAUGGUCACAAAAAACAAGGACUGUCGUGUGUCUACAUACACCUAAUGAGCUCCUUGACCCAUUCUGGCCACAAGAAAUGAAUUCCGAGAUGCAUUUCGAUGAUUUUUCAGUGAAAGUCAUCAAAAUCAAUAAUCUCUCCCACACAACUGAAUUCAAUUUGAAGCUUUCAAUGAAUGGAAGUGAUGCAAUUCUUGAUCUAUCCCUCUUACAAAUCAAAGCUUGGACAAAGAGUUCUCCAACACAAUUGCUUGGAAUUGCCCAAAAUGUCUUGACUGGAAACAAACAACGUUGUGACGAAUUCAAAAGUCAUUCCCCCGUUAUCAUGAAUUGUCUAACAGGAUCUGAGCGCUCGGAACAAAUUGCCGUGGCCAUUUGUGCCAUCCAAGCCACACAGACAAAACGACCUUUGUUGAUAAAUGUCGUUGAUGUUUGGUAUCGCAUUUGCAACCAAAGACAAAAUGCUCUAAAGGAUGCUGAUAGUUUGGAGCUUUCAAUGCAAAUCGUUCUAAGUCAUGCUCACGAAGUUUUAAAUAAACGGGGCAUUAUGACAUCAUACCAAAUGAAAACAGCCCAAACUGUAACUGCAAAGGAUAAAGAAGAAGUCAAGGAUCCUCUCAAUGAGUUGGAUCCAUUAUGGAAACUCAAACAAAAAUAAAUCUAAAUAUUUAUAAAAAUUAACGACAACAACAAAAAGUACACACUGAGUGAACAAAACAGGCUAGACUGUUGUGGGACUGAUUUAGCAUUGUUUUUCUUUUUUGUCUUUUUACAUAAAUUAUAAUACAAAAAAUAAAAUAUAAUAUUAUAAAUAAUUUGUUAACUAAAAAAAAUGAACACUUAUUUGUUAGACGAGAACA